AUGGCAUCAGAAGUUACUGACAACCACACUGAUGAAAUACAUCCAUGUUAUCAAAUAGAUAAGGUCUCUAACACACUGAUAUACACCCGUGCUGCAAUAUGUGUUUUUUUAAACAUUUUCCUUGGCUCAUUAUGUGUACUAACAGUUUGUGGAAACCUUCUUGUAAUAAUCUCCAUCACUUACUUCAAACAGCUCCACACUCCUACAAACUAUCUUAUUCUCUCUCUGGCUGUGGCUGACCUGCUUGUUGGUGUUCUAGUCUUACCUCUCACCAUAGAAUUCGGUGUAAUCUCUUGUCUGUAUUAUACCACUUUAUUUUGCAAAAUACAAAACAUCUUUGAUGUAACACUGAGCACAGCUUCCAUUCUGAAUUUAUGUUUUAUUUCUAUUGACAGAUAUUAUGCAGUGUGUCAGCCUCUAACAUAUAGGACCAAGAUAAAUGCUGACAGUGCUGUAGUCAUGAUCCUGGUAACAUGGAGUUUUUCUAUUCUAAUUGGCAUUACACUUUACAUUGUGGAAUUAAAACUUGAAAUAUGUCAAGAAAUGUGUUUGUUGGAGAUUUUCCUUCUAAAUGCUUUGGCACCUUUUUUUGCAUUUUACCUUCCAUUGAUCAUAAUGCUCUGUAUCUACCUAAAGAUUUUCCUUGUGGCACAGAGACAGGCUCGCAGCAUCCACAACACAAACUGUCAGAGCACAAAGUCUGGAGCAACUGUCAGUAAGAUGGAGAGAAAGGCCACCAAAACUCUGGCUACUGUUCUGGGAGCUUUUCUGAUGUGUUGGCUUCCUUACUUCCUCUGUUAUACCAUUCAGUUUUUCAGUUUUUUGUCCCUGCCAGUGCAACUGUUGGAAGCUCUUAUCUGCUUUGCGCUGUCCAAUUCAAUGUUCAAUCCAUUCAUUUAUGCCUUAUUUUACAGCUGGUUCAGAUCAGCUUUCAGAAUGAUCAUAUCAGGAAAAAUAUUUCAGGGUGAUUUUUCUAACACAAAACUGUCUUGACUUA
Molecule: messenger RNA, 997 nt
Organism: Lates calcarifer (barramundi perch)
Lineage: Eukaryota; Metazoa; Chordata; Actinopteri; Centropomidae
Product: trace amine-associated receptor 1-like
Exons: 1
Coding region: 1-993 (330 amino acids)
Biological process (GO): G protein-coupled receptor signaling pathway
Cellular component (GO): membrane
Molecular function (GO): trace-amine receptor activity
Source: RefSeq, a predicted model, not a curated record